AAGUAUUUAAUAAGAAUAUUUCAUUCAUUCAGAUCUAGGAUGUGUUAUUUUAGUGUUCCCUUUAUUUUUUUGAGCAGUGUAUAUCAAUAUGCAUUUCAUAAAUAUUACAAAAAUAUAGAAAUAAGACGUGUGAAACACGUCUGUAAAAUCACAAUGAGGACAUAGCAAGUUUUCAUUAGUCAUUGGGUACAUCGUACCAAAAACAGAGAAAUAUUAAAUAGAUUUUAACACAGGUAUUAACACAUGUAAAAUACUCAAUCUGAUUUAGUGGGUCCCUUUUGUCUCAUGAAUGCAUUGUUUUCAAGUUGUAUUAAUCCAAUAUUUAGCCUAAUUGUUGCUUUUACAAAGUACUAUACUGCCCUACCAAACAAAAAGGCAAUAAUUGCUAAUUUGGUUGAAAAUUAGUUAAUGUAAUUUUUGUUACAUUAAAUACAUGCUUAAUCAUGUGGAUUAGUAUACUGCCUCUAUUGUAUUGUGUUUUGGAGAAAAUGGGUGUCAUGUUAGCAGUAACUGCAACAUGAUUACUGUUUAACCAAUUUUUCUCAGUUCCACGUUAUGAGCAGUUACUGCCUUUUUGCUUGGUAGAGAAGUAUAAUGGGCAUGUUUAUAGUCUGUGAGAUUUUAACAUAAACGUUGUGUGCUAAAUGCCUCUACUCUACAUUGCUGACAGAAUUCCUGAUUAUUACUGCAAAUACGUAAAUAUGUUAACUACAUGGCGGUGUGCUCAAUAGGGCCCUGAAAGGGUUAACGGGUUUAAACGUUAAAGGUCAAUGGGUGUGUUCUUGAUGUUGUUUUGAAUUCUGUUUUAAACAUUCUACAAGAUGUUUACUGUGAUGUCAGAAAUGGAAGUGUUUCAACUGAGGGUUCCAAGUGUUUCUGAAGAGUUUCGAAGUUUGACACAUUUCACUUUUGUCUUCGCUAACAAGCUACUCAACUUUCAAGCUCUUUGCUUUAUACCUCUAUAAUUUUCAUAAUUUUAAAUGAAUAAUGUAGUAAGUGAUUUAUUUUAGUUGUUUGAUGUAUUCUCUUGUUAGUGAAGGCUACUUAUCAUUUUAGGCACUGACUGUGAAAUCUCAGAUGGAUAAUAAGGUAUUAUUUCACUUUAGUGGAUAUUUUGAAGCCAGUCUUGGUCCAAAUCACACAAAAAAUACAGAAAACUGCUUAAAACUGAAACCUUCUACAAGUCAAUAAUGGUCUAUUUGUCAGAAUUUGAAAAAUGAAAGAUAUUAUAUACUCUAUUAAUUCUUCCCUGUUUUGUAGGAGAUCUACAGGCAUGAAAUCAAGUUUUCUGAAGCCUUACCCCAGGUACACCCAACCAGAUUGGUCCUUCAACAGCAAUCUGGUCAGCAAUAGGUCUGAGCUGCAGAGGCCCUUAACCUAUCAGAUCAACCAGGAUCUUCACUGCGCACGUGGAGAUGCUACCACUCAGGUAACACAUUGUGGCACGUUGUGACCCCCAGCUAUUUUAGAGGAACCCUACUGCUCUCUUUUCAGUGUAUUGGAAUAAAUCCUUGCACACCUCACAAUCUGGGGGUGAAAUCUCAGGUCGGAGGGUUGUGCUGACAAAACAUCAGUUCCAGGAAUGCAAUGUCCACUCCUUCCCCUGGCUUAGAUCCGCUGGAGCACGAAGAACCACCUGACCUACCGCGUAGAGGAGCUAGGGCACUGGCAGAGACAAUCAGCUGGUAGCAUUGCAAGAGUAGAUCAGGAGAUGGCUGCCUUAGUGAAGGUAGAGUGGAUUCAGGGUGUAUGCAGGGUUAGGGAGAACAGUUGGGGCACUCGAGACACACUGCACUGCCCUUGAUACCUUUAGAACAGACGAGGAGACACUGUCUGCCUGUCUAAACACAGGCAUAGAGAUGCAACCAAGUGUUGUGUAGAACCAGGUGAUUGGUGAUCAUGUAGAAUAGGGAAUCUGGUCCACAGAUACUACAUUCCCAUGACUCGGGACAUUCUAAAUGUUGCUGCUCACCCUCCAUGACUGUAAAUGACCCUCUCUUGUCAUGUGUGGGAUUUAAACUGACUUCAUGGUUGUUGGGUGUUUCCAGGUGAAGGCGAUCGCUGAGCGCUGUCUGCUGGAGAAGGUCUUGUACAGGCAGGUGCUGAGGGAGUGUGCGGUGUUCAGAUUUCAAUGUGUUGUGUAGUACCAGGUGAUUGGUGAUCAUGUAGAAUAGGGAAUCUGGUCUACAGAUGAUGAAGUGGAUGCUGAGCUGAAGCUGGAGGUGGAGCUGGCUGAGGAGAUCAUCCACCUGAUUCAGCAGAAGAUCCACCUGGUCCUGGACAACCUCUGCUCUCUGAAGGACGUGCUCACCCAAUGAUGUCCCACCACAUGGACAAGGGACAAGCUGUGAAGCUCAACGAACACUGUCUGACCUUUGACCUCCAGUUGCCCAACCUGGGCUACAAGUACCAGCCUUGCCACAUCGUCAAGGGAACUCUGACCUAUGAUCAGUGGUUGCUUACUGCAAAAAACUGAAGCAGACAGCAGAGAAACUGGUCCUGGACUGCUCUUACUUUCGUGGGAAUCUCCAAGGCUCUGGAGACCCAGCGCUGUGCCACUGUCUUCGGCCUGAGGAAGAGGCUGAAUGAGCUGAGCGCCACCAGGGAUGCCCUAGAGUGGGAGAAACAGAAGGUGAAGGAGACAGUGGUGGUCCUGGUCAAGGAUAUGCAGAAGGUGGAGAGACCGAUCAUGAGCUCUGGCUCUGAGCGGCAGCUGGCUCACAACCGGCUGGACAUCCUGGCCCAGAGGGCCAACUACGAGCUCUGCAUGGACCAGCCCCACAUUGCUCUUCUGCAGGAGACCAAGAACCUGAGGAAGAACACUUUUGGCCUGCAGAAGAAACUCCUCCUCUCUCAAUAUACAGGAAGACCCUGGAGACCGUGCAUAUGAACCUGUUCACCCUGGGGGACAGCCUGGAGGCUAAGAGCUCCGCAUAUUCACCGCCAACACUUCAGCACAGGAACCCCUGGCCCUGCUCUCUCCUCUCAGCACCUUUGGGAAUUAGAAUGUUGCCACCUGUCUCUCUGGGCAUGGCUGAAGUCGCUGAUGCAAGCUAUAAUAUAUCUAUGUUGUGUGUUACACCAAUAACAGAACAUAUAUUACACAUUUUUAUUUUGUGAACGUAUUUUUUCUUGUGUUUAUGCUUUCAAUUUCAAGUCAAGAGAUUGGGUUGGAGCCAAAACCUGCUUGCACAGGGGCCACUACAAGCCUAAAACCAUUUGGAAUUGGACUUAUUUGGUGGACAAUUGAUUGAGUGUACCCGGACACCUACUGACUGUCCAGGGGGUGUCACCUCUUUAACCAGGUCAGAUUUAUUGUAGCAACGGCCCAUGGUAACGCAGAGAGUCCAUGGCGACAUGGGUCGCGCUAUCUUGGAAAGUGUGAAGGAAUGCGACUGAUUGAGAGGUUCCUUUUGCGUUAAUAUCCCGCCAAAUGCUCUAUUAAUGGUAUAUCAAAAAGAAAACUUCUAGCCGACCACUGUUCUCUUGAAAGUAAAUAUGGGAUGCGGCAGCUCCAGGUUCACUGUGGUCGAGCCCAUGAGAUCAAGCGAGUUGGACGGAGGAGAGGAUGACACAGUGAGUAAACAAGGCUGUAGGGGCGACUCUGCAGUGUCAAAGUUAACCACAGACAGUGGAGUGGUCCUGGACACUGGUGAGGUUCCCACCUUACUGGGGGCUGUACCCAGGAAACUAUCACCACUGGCAGCCCACAUUCCUGGCCUGGCCCAGGAGAGUGGUGAGAGACCCAGGUCCAGUGAGAUCCUGGAACAGCUUCUGAGCCAAGGCAUCAUCGCCCAGCCCAGGGAGAGGGCCAGCAGCGAGGCAUACAACAUCAUGAUUGAUGACAGAGAGACACCCAAACGUAGGCCUACCCCUCACCUGGAGUCUCUGAAGGGCAAGAGGGACCAGUCUGUCACCAGCCAAGUGGACAUGGAGGAGAGGAUGAGACAGGCGGAGGAGGAACGGAAGGAGCUGAACAUGAACCUGAGGCCUAAAUCAGCUGGUGUCCAUGACCCAGAAGCUGCAUCAACAUCCGGAGAGGGGGACAUAGUCAGCCCUGUGGAGGUCCUCCACGCCCCUGAUGCCCCUGAGAAGCCACCCAGCCCAAGAGGGAUCCAGCAGGAGCCACUGGAUCCAGACCCAACUCAGACUCAAGGAGGAGGGGAUGGAGGGAGUGGAGGGGUCAGGGAGGGCGGGGGAGAGGGAGUCAUAAGUGGGCUCAGUGGGCAGCUUCUCUCAGCCUCUCUUGAGAUGGAGAAUGACUCCACAUUUCAACAGACUGAGCAAGCUGAGGAGCAAUUCUAGCACCUGGCUGGGAGCACCUUAUCUGUCUAUUGGAGCCCAGUGUGUCUGAGAAGGAGGGAGAGGGAGAGCAUAGAGAGAUGGUGCAGGGGGAAUUAGAGGAAGAGUGGGCAGGUGAGGUGAAGGAGAGAGAGAUCAGUGAUGUCUAUUUGUGUUUUUGUAUACAAAAGAGCCAAGUGUAUGUGCAUACAGUCUGUUUCUAAGACUUGUUUGAAGUACGUGGUAUAAAGAGAAGAGAUCUCUGAGGGUUUACUUUACGAUGCAAAAUCAUACUGUAUAAAGGUGGGCAAUAUUAUUAUUUGAAAUUGAAAUAAUGAAGAUAUUUAUUUUCCAUUAAUUUAAAAAAGGGACCCCCCCAAUGGUGAACGUUGAGUUGAAAGCUGUUUUAGACACAAGAUGGCGGUGUUUCCAUGGAAUUAAAUGACUUCUUCAGCACUGUUCAUUAUAGUUCACUUGCAGAAAGGCUUUGGUGUCAUUAUCAUAUGUAAGAGUAUCUUG
Oncorhynchus mykiss (rainbow trout) is the source of this 4800-nucleotide messenger RNA. RefSeq names its product stathmin domain containing 1 (gene stmnd1). The record is from RefSeq and is a predicted model, not a curated record. Lineage: Eukaryota; Metazoa; Chordata; Actinopteri; Salmoniformes; Salmonidae.